Stegodyphus dumicola is the source of this 1337-nucleotide messenger RNA. RefSeq names its product latrophilin Cirl-like. Gene Ontology annotation, molecular function: G protein-coupled receptor activity; carbohydrate binding. NCBI's taxonomy places the organism in Eukaryota, Metazoa, Arthropoda, Arachnida, Araneae, Eresidae. The record is from RefSeq and is a predicted model, not a curated record. Gene Ontology annotation, biological process: cell surface receptor signaling pathway; G protein-coupled receptor signaling pathway. Gene Ontology annotation, cellular component: plasma membrane.
UUCCUCAUCGUACAAACAUUUCUUUUCCAGUCUUCCGUCCAAACAUUUAGCAAUGUUUUAGAAACUAAGCAAGACGUUGCUUGGAAUGAUUUGCCUUUGUCUGGAAAGAAAAGCGUUGUAUCUUCUCUUCUUCAAGUACUAGAUGAAAGUUCUUUGCUUUUGGCUGAAACAUCCAGUGAUGAUGGAUCAUUUUCUUUAGUUAAAGCUAAUGUAUUGUUAUCGCUCCAAGUUUUGAAAUCAAAGAAUGCGAAAACCAUGUUCUUUCCGGUAUUCGGUGAAAUAGCAUCUGAAAAUGAAGCUAUGAAUUGGAUGAAUAUGCAGGACAGGCUUAUUAUUCCUCACCAGGCUAUUGAAGAUUAUGCAAAAAAUGGCAUGUAUAAAGUGGUGUUUACUGCUUUCAACAGACUUCAUAACCUUCUUAAGCCAAGUUCAGCAAUUUUCCAACCUACUCAUGGACAUAUUUCUGAUAACAUCACUCGUAUAAUUAAUUCGAGAGUCAUAGGUGCUGCUUUAGAUAGACGAGGAAAUCUGAAACUUUAUCAGCCAGUUGUUAUAACUUUGAAGCACCUUGUUGAAGAAAACGUGACCAACCCAGUGUGUGUUUAUUGGGAUCUCCAUACAAGGGAUUGGUCUGCUCAAGGCUGUUGGAUUGAGUCUACUAACAAGUCUUACACUGUUUGCUUAUGUGAUCAUUUGACAAAUUUUGCUGUUGUAAUGGAUCUCCAAAUGGAUAUGGUAACUCCCGUUGAUUUGCAUCAUUUGCACAUGAUUAUAACAACUAGCUGUGCAUUUUCAGUCGCUGCCUUACUUCUUACUGUUAUAAUUCUGUUCUCUUUAAGCUUGGAUCUAUCAGAGGAUAGCACAUUUAUUCACAGAAAUAUGUUUCUCUGCCUUCUCAUCUCGGAGCUUGUCUUCCUUGUUGGCAUCAAGCAAACAAAACAUUAUAUUCCAUGUGCCAUUGUAGCUGGACUUCUACAGUACUUAUUCUUAGUUAUCUUUUCUUGGAUGUUUUUCGAGUGUUACCAUCAAUAUGUGAUCCUUAUUCGAUCUUGUAAUACCAAGAAAGAGAAAUUCUGCUGGUAUUAUGCAGCUGCAUAUAUCAUACCUGGAAUAAUUACUGGAACGUCUGCCGUUGUAGAUCCUAAAAGCUAUGGAACCGAAAAAUACUGUUGGCUACAAUCUGAUAAUUACUUCGUCUUUAGUUUCGUUGGCCCUGCUGUUAGCAUAAUUUUUGGUGGUCUAGUUUUCUUAUGCAUUACAUUAUGUAUGUUCUCGCACAACUUGUCAAUGACUUCUACUUUAAAAGACAAAGAUAGUGCAAAUCUACAGAACUACAG